This is a messenger RNA of Entamoeba dispar SAW760, 1419 nucleotides long. Its product is annotated as poly(A) polymerase, putative. The transcript is spliced from 3 exons. Lineage: Eukaryota; Evosea; Mastigamoebida; Endamoebidae. Gene Ontology annotation, molecular function: RNA binding; ATP:3'-cytidine-cytidine-tRNA adenylyltransferase activity. Gene Ontology annotation, biological process: tRNA 3'-terminal CCA addition. The record is from RefSeq and is a predicted model, not a curated record. Bases 1 to 1419 code for a protein of 472 amino acids.
AUGGAAAAUACUCCUUCAAUUCGUUUGACUCAAAACGAGUUUAUGGUCUUUGACCUUCUAAAACAAACUGUCUUACAUUUUAAAUUAUCUACAAUAAUUAGAGUUGUGGGUGGAUGGGUUAGAGACAAAUUAUUAGGGAAAGAAUCCCAUGACAUUGACAUUACAGUUGAUAAUAUGCAAUCUUAUCAAUUCUCACAAUAUCUUCAAAAAUAUAUAAAUGAACACACUCAACAUAAUGUCAGUGGAAUUGGAAUAAUCCAUAAAAACCAUUCUGCUGGAAAACAUCUUGAGACCGCAACACUACGAAUAGACAAUAUUGCUAUUGACAUCUGCUGUUUGAGAGCAGCUGAUUACUGUGACAAUGAUGAGGAAAAAAUAGGCACACCUUUAGAAGAUGCACAGAGAAGAGACUUUACUAUCAACGCAAUGUUUUAUAGGGUAAAUGAUGAUCAAAUAGAAGAUUUAACUGGAUGUGGUCUGAGUGAUCUAAAAAGUGGAGUCAUUAGAACACCAAUUUCACCAAAAGAAACAUUACACGAUGACCCAGCAAGAGCAUUAAGAGCAAUCCGGUUCAGUGGGAAAAUGGGAUUUGUGUUAGACGAAGAGCUAGAACAAGAAAUGAAAACAAAAUACAUUGGGGAUAAAAUGACAACUGGGCUGAGUCGAGAACGACUUGGACGUGAGUUAAUAGGAAUGAUACAAAGCGAUAGACCAGCUUAUUGUAUUGACCAAAUCAGACGAUUUGGCUAUUUUAAAGGGUUGUUUGGUGAAUUAGAUGAAAUUACUACUACAAAUGUGGUUAGAAGUUAUGAAAUGUAUGCACAAGAGUUUGGAGUAUUUGAACUAGGAAGAAGAGAAAUAGGAUUUCUUGCAGCACUGUUAUAUUCUGUUACUAGAGAAACAAAUCCGAAAAAGAGAAUGGCUAAAGUACAUUCUGUUAUUAUUGAUUCAUUAAAGUUGAGUGUAAAAGAGAGAAAUAACAUAAUUCUAGUUCACAACGGAGUUAAAGAAUUAGAGCAAUUAUCAAACAAAAAAGAAUGGACGAGAGUGGAAGUAGGAAGGAUAGUUGUUGCGUCGGCAGAGUGGUGGAAAGAAGCAAUUUGUUUGUGUUGUGCAAUCCAUGCACCUUGUGAUGGAGUAUUAGUGAGUCCAUGUGAUAAAGGAGUUAUGAACAAAGCUAUGGUACAAUGGUGUGGUUUAUUACUCAACAGAAUCGUUUUAGAGCAAUUGGAAAAUAUUUGGCAGAUGAAGCCACUAGUCAAUGGUGAAGAGUGUAGCAAAAUUUUACAAAAAAAAGGAGGUCCAUGGUUGAAAGAGAUCCUAAAAGAUAUGGUUGAACUUCAAAUAGAAAACCCAAUGAUAACAAAGGAUGAAGUCGUAGUUUUUGUGUUAAAAUGGGGGGAAAUGAAGAAUAAUUAG